Molecule: messenger RNA, 417 nt
Organism: Naumovozyma castellii
Lineage: Eukaryota; Fungi; Ascomycota; Saccharomycetes; Saccharomycetales; Saccharomycetaceae
Gene: RPS14B
Product: 40S ribosomal protein uS11
Exons: 2
Coding region: 1-417 (138 amino acids)
Source: RefSeq, a predicted model, not a curated record
AUGGCUAACGAUCUCGUCCAAGCUCGUGACGCAUCCCAAGUCUUUGGUGUUGCUAGAAUUUUCGCAUCCUUCAAUGAUACUUUUGUCCAUGUCACUGAUUUAUCCGGUAAGGAAACUAUCUGUAGAGUUACCGGUGGUAUGAAGGUGAAGGCUGAUAGAGAUGAAUCAUCUCCUUACGCUGCCAUGCUAGCUGCACAAGAUGUUGCUGCCAAGUGUAAGGAAGUUGGUAUCACCGCGGUUCAUGUUAAGAUUAGAGCCACUGGUGGUACUAGAACUAAGACUCCAGGUCCAGGUGGUCAAGCUGCUUUGAGAGCUUUGGCCAGAUCUGGUUUGAGAAUUGGUCGUAUUGAAGAUGUUACACCUGUCCCAUCCGAUUCUACAAGAAAGAAGGGUGGUAGAAGAGGUAGAAGAUUAUGA